Molecule: messenger RNA, 3455 nt
Organism: Labrus bergylta (ballan wrasse)
Lineage: Eukaryota; Metazoa; Chordata; Actinopteri; Labriformes; Labridae
Product: zinc finger protein 628
Biological process (GO): regulation of transcription by RNA polymerase II
Cellular component (GO): nucleoplasm
Molecular function (GO): RNA polymerase II cis-regulatory region sequence-specific DNA binding; DNA-binding transcription repressor activity, RNA polymerase II-specific
Source: RefSeq, a predicted model, not a curated record
CCUCCUCAGAGGAAACAUUUCAGCAGACGUCGGUGUGUUUGAUGUCUCACGGCAGCGCGUGUAUCUGAUCCCCGCCGCGCCCCAGCAGCAGCAGCAGCAGCAGCCGCCGCCCGCCGCGCACGCACGGUCACGCACAGUCACGCACAGCUGGCGAUGAUGGCGGACUGUGUGGGCUUCCAGGCGCAGAUCGCCUCCAUCAUCGAGAUCCUGGCGAACUCAGCGGUGGCGGAGAUCUGUAAGCUGGUGGAUGACGGGUACGCGUCGCUGCGCGUGCAGAUGGAGGAGGAGCGCGAGAGGAGCGAGCAGGAGAAACGGGCCCUGCGGGACAGAGUGCGGGACAUGGAGGUGAAGAUGAGGAGCUGCGAGAGGAAGAUGAGGAGGAGGAGUCAGCACGCGCCCCAUUACAGGCCGUCGGGAGCACCUGCUCUUCAUCCUGUGGUGUCUACUCCUGCUGCUCCUCCUGCUGCAGCUCGUUCUCCUGCUGCCUCCUCUGAAGAGAAACUCCUCCAUCACAUUUCAAAGCAGGAGGAGAGCAGAGUGUUUCCUGUUGUGAAGGAGGAGAGAGAAGACUGUAACCUGGACCUGAAGGUAGAGGUAAACAUCAGGGCAGAGUGCAGUCUAUCUGCAGGCCUGGAGCCAACUGAUGAGACCCCCCCCAGAGAAAUCAUUCUUGACCCCAACACCACCUCCUCCUCCUCGUCCCUCCCUCCCCCCUCCCCAACUGACGCCACCAUGGACCUGACCUGCAGGUCUCGAGCCAAACGUAAACCUGUUAUGGUUAGUGGGGUUGCUCCAGGCCCAGAGCUGGGGGGGCCCCAGACAGACGGAGCUCUGAAGCCAGAGGUCCAGCCAGAAGGAGAUGAUGAGGAGGAACCCCCUCCCUCCCAGAUGUCACCCCCCUUGGCCUCAGACGAGCCGAGCCCGGAGCGCCUCAGCGGUCUUGGUCUGGACCUGGCGUGGAUGCAGGAGCGGGUCAGCCAUCUUGGCGCGGCAUAUGCAGUCGCUCAGCUGGGUUUGAACUCAGAGACAGGUCACCCCUCUUCCUUCUCCUCUCAGGGGGGGACGGACAGUCUGGAUGGCCCCCCCACCAUGCUCUUCACGGGCGGCGCUCAUGAAAUGGCUGCAUUCGCCGCCUCCUUCGACAUGGCUGCCGCCGCUGCAGCCGCCGCCGCUGUGGUUGCUGCACCUCCCCCUCCACCUCCUCCGCCCCCCCUCCCCUCAGCUCCUCAUGCCCCCCCUAGCAGCCAGAGGAGGCCUUACAGGAGCUCUGCUGCAGCUAAAGACCCGGCGGUGUGUGCGGUGUGUGGGCGGGUGUUUCCCAGCGCUGCCGCUCUGGAGCUGCAUGGGCGCGUGCACACGGGGGAAAGACCAUUCACUUGCCCCCACUGUGGGAAGGGCUUCGCUCAGCCCAACAACCUGCGCGUGCACCUGCUCAUCCACACGGGUGAGCGGCGCUAUCGCUGCUCACUUUGCGGGAAGAGCUUCAUCUCUUCCAGCCACCUGAAGAGGCACCGCACAGUUCACACACAGGAGAAACCGUACAGCUGCGCGCGCUGCGGACAGUCCUUCAGCCAGAUGUGCAGCGUCCGCAGACACCGGCAGCAGUCGCAGUGUGGACUGUAGACCUCCGACUUGUUGAUAAUCUACAUUCUGUCUGUGUGCAAGUUCAAGAAGCUCAUGAACAUGAACUGAAUCCUCACGUUUGUUUGAAUUUACAGCACAAGAUUUCACAUUCAGCCUGCUUCAAACUGGGGUAUCGAGUUCAUCCUUCAGUCAUUAUACAGUCCUGUCUGUGUCACACACACACACACACACACACACACACACACACACGCACAGGUCCAGGAGGAGUUACUCAGCACAUAUCUGUUGUUAUUUCUGAGGGAGUGGGAGCUGCAAGUGUUGUUAGCAUAGCUCAGUAAAAAAAGAAAACACUUUUUUUUAACAUUCUUACUCGAGGUCUCCAUGGAUGGGCAUGGACUGAAGAACUUGAGGCUUGGACUGAGACCUAAACAAUGUUGGAUUAUAGUCAAGUCCAGGUCAGUCUGAUGGUAUCAGUGCAGGUCACAGCUCUGUAUAUUGUAAAACUUAAUGUUUCAGAGAAGAUCUUUGAUCACAACAAUGCAGACACAAAGUCACUGAGUUCUUAUCAGAACUUUUUUACAGUUAACAAACAAUUAGUUUUAAUAAACAUGUCUCACUGACAUGUUGAAGCUUAAAGAAAAUAAAUAUAGAGAACCGAGAAUAGCAGAGUCUCUUCAGUCCAUUGAUCCCCGAGAUGAGAGUAUGAAAGCUUACAGCAACUCAGAACAACAAACACAGUAAAAAAAGACAAUAUUAAACAUCACGCUAUGGCUGUCAAUACUAGAAUUUAAACUUCAUGAUUCUAGAAAAAAAAGACAUCAAUACCUGUUUAAAACCACAGCAACAAAAAUAGAAGUGAACACACCCAACAGUAGAACAUGUAUUGUUUUAAAUCAAAAAAUUGAAGACAAAUGUGAAAAUGUUGCCAAUGUUUUUGUGCAAUUUAGACUUUGCAGGAGUUCAUUUGCAAUGUUGGAUGGAUGCAUUCCUCUCCUACACACCUGUCUUAUGAAAAAAUAGUUUUUUUAAGUUUUGAUACUAUUAAUUAAAAAAAAGGAGAUUGUUUGGUCUUAAAACAUGCGGUAUCAAAAGAUAUUAACGUAUUGACAAUCUUAAAGACAAUAAAUAUCAUGUGAAUUGUCAGGACAUGGAGGUGUAUGUGACAAUCGUGCUCAGUCAUAACAUACAACAGGUAAAAAAAGAUAGCUAGCUAACAGGCUAACUGUUCCUACCUACCUCCAGUGUUUGUAAGCUGGGCUAACCCCUCCUGCAGCUGUCUCUGUGCUGUUCAUUCACAACACAUGUCAUUCAUUCAGACUGUUGGUUUAACACAUAAAUGUAUCCUGAACUCUUCCUUUAAAGCACUUUAAAUGCUCCUGUUGCCAUGGAGACUGGCAGUGUGUGAAGGUAAAUGUUGGAUUAAAUCAGCACAGGUGCGCUCGCUCUCCCCUUUGAUCAUGUUGGUGGCUCUGUCACUCUGAAUGUCACUUUAUUACUAAAUCAUCUGUCCAGAAUAUAACAAGACACGUGAUGUCCUGAGGUUAACUCUCCAUGUUUGUUUCCAUGGUUACACAGAAAACUCAGAUUUUAUUUUUUCACCUGCCGUGUUUUAACUGUGUCCAGGUGUGUCAGUGUGUGUGAUGUCAUCAGUCUCUGUUCUCAGAGAGAGAGAGAUCAGAAAACAAAGGCUGUGUGUAAAAAGAUGUUAAGUUCAAACAUAUAUAUAUAUACAGUAUAUAGAUCAAUAUAUCAGAAGUAUUUGUGUGUGUAGGUGUUUGGAUGUAAUUGGCUCUGUGUUGAACAUGUGAUGUCAGUAAUGACAUGUUCAGUGUUUAUAAAGUGUCAUUAAACAUGUCAGAGGAUUAAAAUGA